GGGAAGACCUGAGAAGAAGGGUAGACUCCAAAGAAAUGAUGCGCUCUGUGGCUGCUUAAAUCUCAACUUCUAUGGAUAAACAACUUUCUCCGAAUAAGAAAAUCAAUGGAAGCCUUAACCCAUCUUUUUGUUUUCUACUCUUUCUUAUUCUCCCUCUUAAGAACCUCCAUUUCUCUGGACACUAUUACUCCAAGUCAGUCAAUCAGAGACGGUGGCAGUGCUUUAGUUUCAGCUGGCGGACACUUUCAAUUGGGAUUCUUCAGCCCAGGUAAUCCCGAUCGUCGCUAUGUGGGAAUUUGGUACACAGUAUCUUUGGACAUAGUUGUAUGGGUAGCCAAUAGAGAAGCUCCGCUUAGCGAUCACUUGGGAGUUUUAAAGCUCGUUGAUGAUGGAGUUCUUGUGCUUCUUAAUAGCACCAACGGUACUGUUUGGUCAUCUAGAUCUACUACAUCAACAACCCCACAAAAUCCAGUUGCACAGCUGUUGGACACCGGGAAUCUAGCUGUGAAAGAUGGGAAUGAUGAUAAACCAGAGAAGUUUUUGUGGCAGAGUUUUGAUUAUCCUUGUGACACACAACUGCCGGAAAUGAAGCUUGGAUGGAACUUGGUAACUGGUCUAGAUAGGUUUAUUUCAUCUUGGAAGAGCACGGAAGAUCCUGCUCAAGGUGAGUAUUCAGUACACAUAGAUCACCGUGGGCUUCCGCAAAGGGUUAAUAUGAAGGGAAAUUCAACAAAGACUAGAGCAGGGUCAUGGAAUGGCGUUGGUUUUACGGGUCAUCAAGGGUUGAGACCGAAUACAGUAUUUGAUUAUGAAUUCGUGUUGAAUGAGAAGGAGGUCUAUUUCGAGUUCAAACUCUUUAACACUUCUGUUUUCACAAGAUUUGUGAUCAACCCAACAGGCGUUGCGCAACGAUUCACAUGGAAUGAUCGGAAACAGAUUUGGGAAUCUUUCUUUACAUCCGAGGCAGAUCAGUGCGAAAAUUAUGGCUUAUGCGGUGGAAAUGCUACCUGCAACAUCAAUAAGUCUCCUGUAUGUGCAUGCUUGGAAGGAUUCUUACCUCAGUUUCAAAAAGAUUGGGAUUCAGCAGAUUGGUCGGAUGGGUGUGUUCGAAGGACUCCUUUGGAAUGCAAUGACACAGAUGGAUUCCUAAUGCGCACGGGGUUGAAAUUGCCUGACACAUCUGCUUCCUGGUACAACAAGAGCAUGACCCUCCAGGAAUGCAAAGGAAUGUGUUUGAAAAACUGCUCCUGCACAGCAUAUGCAAGUUUAAAUAUCAGCGAAGGAGGAAGCGGAUGCGUGCUUUGGUUUGGUAGCCUAAUUGAUAUAAGAGAAUACUCCGAGGGUGGGCAAGACCUCCAUGUAAGGAUGGCCAAAUCCGAACUGGCUCUUCUUGAGAAGCAAAGGCACUCCAACAAGAAGAAACUAGUAGGAAUUAUAGUUGGCUCUGCAUUACUAGUUGUGGGAAUGAUAAUAGUUGGACUGGUCUCGUACAUAUGGAAGAAGAAACUCAAAAACCCAGGAUUGGUAUUAGGAAUUCAAAGGAAGGAUUAUGACAAUGAAGGUGGGAAGGAAGAUAUGGAGUUAGCGAUAUUAUUUGAUCUGGCGGUCAUAAUUAAUGCGACAAAUAAUUUUUCAAACAAUAACAAGCUAGGAGAAGGUGGCUUUGGACCUGUGUACAAGGGUACAUUGCCGGAAGGGAAAGAUAUAGCUGUGAAGAGACUUUCAAAGAAUUCUGGACAAGGAUUGAACGAGUUAAAAAAUGAAGUUAUAUUGAUUGCCAAACUUCAACAUCGUAAUCUUGUAAAGCUUCUUGGUUGUUGCAUUCAAGAAAAUGAAAACAUGCUAAUCUAUGAAUACAUGCCCAACAAAAGCUUGGACUCCUUUAUUUUUGAUCAAGCAAAGAGUAAAUUACUAGAUUGGCAUAAGCGCCUAAACAUUAUUCGUGGCAUUGCUAAAGGGCUUCUCUAUCUUCAUGAAGACUCUAGACUAAGAAUUAUCCAUAGGGAUCUCAAAGCUAGCAAUAUUCUUUUGGAUAACAAUAUGAAUCCAAAAAUUUCGGACUUUGGUGUGGCUAGAUCAUUUGGAGGAGAUCAAAUUGAUUCCGAGACCACUAAGAUUAUUGGAACACAGUAA
This is a messenger RNA of Corylus avellana, 2133 nucleotides long. The record is from RefSeq and is a predicted model, not a curated record. Lineage: Eukaryota; Viridiplantae; Streptophyta; Magnoliopsida; Fagales; Betulaceae.